AGUAGAAGAGAUGGCGCAACGCGGGCUAGCCGAAGAGGCGACAGGAUCGCGACGUUUGAAGUAGAAGAGGCGGUCUUGAGGUGUCGGAUACUCUUAUCUUUCCCCCUCUUCCGCUUUUGCCUGAAACCCUCUUGGCAAAAGGAGGAGGAGGAGGCCGCGAUUGAGGCUUGCAGGCAAAGCAUCGGAGGAUGUCCAUUUGAAAGGCAUGUUAUGCUGUUGUAAAAGAUUCAAGUUUCUUUGGAGACUGUUGAAAGACCAAUCCUAUGAAGGAAAUUCCAUCUUUGUUCUCUUUGUGUGUGAAGACAAUCACAUGGAAUCUCAUGCAUGGGUUUGGGCAAUUACAAGACCUCUUUGAACUUCCAUCAAUAUUUCUUGAUGAAUUAUUGACGGUCCUUCCCCCAUUGGCUUUGCAAAAUAUUCAUGAGCUGUUAGACAGAUCAAUUGGCAGCACUACCAAGGAAGCAUCCAUAGUCAACAGGAUCAAUAUUAGAAGGAAACGUGGGAGGUACAAUGAAUUAAAUACAGCAUGGGAGGCUUUGUAUAAGAAGCGUUGGCCUGGAAGUACUAAGAAAAAACAGCAGUCUAGUUGCACAAUGGCAUAUCAUGGCAUGAAAUCACAUGAAUCAACUGCUCCUGUUAUUGACUGGCAGCAGCUUUACUGGGAGAGGCAUCUACAGGACUGCUUGGAUGCAGUUACUGAGCAAGCCUUACUUCCUGCAUUUGACGGUAAUAUUGCUAAACUGGAGAUACCAGAUAACAUCAUGAGUUUGAUUGGUCAUGUUGGAAUUGGGGCGUGCAGCUGUUCAAGUUUAUCAUACCACUGCAUCAAGUUUGGGUGCUAUGCUAGAUAUGUGAGACUUCACAACGUUAUUUGUCAUGAAGAAAUUUUUGAUUUGUUGAGGACAAGCAAGUUGGAAGCUCUAGUGUUUCGGAGAAUACUAUCUGGAAAUAAAGUUGAUGAAGUGUGCAAGCUUAUUAAACAAAAUAGUUUGACUUUGGUAUCUAUUGAACUAGUUUAUUGUAGACUUUCUCCCUCGGAUGUGGACAUGAUUUGCAGCUCUGUUUAUAGCAAGGAAAUUCAUAAUCAUGGCAUCCAGUAUUUUUCUAUUAAAUCUUCAAUUAUUAUUGGAAGUAACUCAUCUUCUAUUCCUAACGGGCUCUCAUUCUUUCUAUCAUCAGGAAGAUCACUUCGUUCGGUUUGCUUUGCUGAUACCCACAUGGGUUUAAAGUCCACUGAGGCCAUAAUUGAAACCUUAAUUCAGUCAAGUAGUUUAGUAAACCUCGAGUUAUCGGGAAAUGAGCUCGAAGGUUUGCUUUCCAAAAUUGGCAGGAGAUACACAAGUUUAUCUCCCGUUCCAGAAUCAAAUACGUACUUUCAGUCAUUGGUUGAACUCAAUUUGAGGGGUAGCAAUUUACACAAUAAUGAUAUGGUGGGCCUCCAGCACAUGUUGGUUAGCAUGCCGAAGUUACUGAGAUUAGAAUUGAGUGACAAUCCGAUUGGGGAUGAAGGGAUCAGGACAUUAAUCCCUUUUUUUGUCAAAGCUUUUAAAGAGACUUCUCAAGUUUCCGAAAUUUGGUUGGAGAACUGUGAUAUUUCAGGGGCAGGAGUGUCUGAACUUUUGCAAAGCCUGAAGAAAUGUCAGCUGAAGACACUAUCUUUCGCAGAAAAUGAUCUUGGGAGUUCUGUGGCAGCACCUCUGGCCAACUUUUUGGGCUCUUCUCGGAUAAGAAAUCUUAACAUUGAAGGUAUUGGAUUGGGAUCCUUUGGUUUCCAGGAGCUUGAAAGAAAAAUGCUGGAAGAGACGGCGCUUGCUCAUCUUAACAUAAGCAAAAAUCGUGGUGGGAUUGAAGCGGCCCAUUUCAUUUAUCAUAUUAUCUCCAAAGCUCCAGAUAUUGUAUCAAUCAAUGCAGGAUCUAAUUUAUUACCUCCCGAGUCAUUGUCAAUCAUAGAAGAUGCACUGAGGAAAUCUAAUGGUAAACUGGAACAAGUGGACUUAACCGGAAACACUUCAUUGUGCUCGCCCAACACUAAAUCGGUAAUUUCCCAGUUCCAGUUUCGGGGAAAUCCCAUCAUAAGACUUCCGUCAUUUUGCCCCAGUAGUUCUGCUUAUGAUGAUGAUCCAUAGAAGACAGUUCAACAUUUGCAGUGAGGAAAUCAAAUUCAUCAUUCCAGGUAAUAAAUUUAUGUAUAGAAGUUUCGGUGAUGUUACUUUUUCAGGUCAAAUCUUAAAUUUUAUUUUCAGUUUUGAGUGGCAUAAUGCCUUUGUCUUGUAAGAUGCUGUAACCUCUAUUUCAAGAGAAUUGUAGAAUUUAUUCGCGCAAAUAGAGGAAAAAUUAUUACGUCUGGUGUUUGCGUGUCGGGACAACGAAAACAAUCUGGCCAUGCAAAAUGAACAGUGACAUGGCCAUUGUCUAAACGUGUGGUUCACUGGACAUAAUAAUUUUUCCAAAUGGAGGCCCCCUAAUGACCCGUCUCCAAGAUCAUGUUAUUCUUUCAGGAAUUAUUGGAGUUGUUGCGGUUGUUAA
This is a messenger RNA of Phalaenopsis equestris, 2526 nucleotides long. RefSeq lists its product as uncharacterized. NCBI's taxonomy places the organism in Eukaryota, Viridiplantae, Streptophyta, Magnoliopsida, Asparagales, Orchidaceae. The coding region runs from base 264 to 2126 and encodes 620 amino acids. The transcript has 17 exons. Gene Ontology annotation, molecular function: protein binding. The record is from RefSeq and is a predicted model, not a curated record.